AGCAGUGGGCUCCAGAGUUCAUGGACCUUGUAAACAGUGGAUACUGGCCAGCUUCCACCAGCUCUUCUACUUUGUAUUCCAUCAAUCUUUUCAGCAGUGUAAGAGAAUUGAAAAUCAUUGUGCCGGCAUUGUCCAGACAAGCCUUUGCAAAGCUGCUGGAGCAUCGUACAAAGUGUGGUGGGCGGUCAGGACCAGUGUGCGGGGACACGCUCCAGCGCAGCUUCCUGGAGUUUUCCUAUUGUGCUUUUGAGGAAGAUAACUUGUCCUGCGGUGCACCUUUCACCUGCCCCGCUUGCACCCCAGACAUGCUGGCAAUCUCUGUGGAUGGCAACAGGAAGCUAUACCGGUUUUGCCGAAAUGGAAGCUCCGACUCUUCGUUUUUUGAAGGGGCAUUUAUCGCAGAAGACACAUCUGUGUCUGCAUUUGUUGAUCUCCUGCAUAAAGGUGUGAAACAGCUACCUGGACAAGGCAGAUGUGGGAGCUCCUCGUGGACAGCAGCGAAGGAGACUUCUAGGAGGACCUACAAGAGGACCUACGAAGAGGGCAUUGAGGUUGCAGUGUGUCGGCAUGGUUUCCUCCUUAAAGCGCUUAAUAUGUUUCGAGAUUACAUGGAGUGGCAAAAACCAAGAAGGAGCAGGGUCAACUGCGGGGGAGGAAGUUGA
Molecule: messenger RNA, 662 nt
Organism: Carassius auratus (goldfish)
Lineage: Eukaryota; Metazoa; Chordata; Actinopteri; Cypriniformes; Cyprinidae
Exons: 5
Coding region: 21-662 (213 amino acids)
Source: RefSeq, a predicted model, not a curated record